AUGGACAAGGAACGGACGAAGCCCUGUCAUCAAUCACUUCAAGUACUACUGGUCUGUAGCUGCUACAUCCAAAGGCAUCCCAAUCGAUUUAUAGACCGUCCUCCAACCCGACGUAAUCGGUUCGACCUCGCCAAAGUACGAGGAAGCAGGGCUACUUGUCGCUUGUCAGCGAUGGCUAAUUCUGAUUCCGAGCCCGCUCGGCGAAUCACGGUUUCUUCCACUGCCAAAAGUUGGGAUGUCGGAUUAGAUAAUCCUGUUCGUUUAAUUAGUCAGCGGCUACUUGAUAUUCAAGCUUCGUCCUGCUACGAAUUGUACCUCGAAUAACUCAUCGUGUUCGCGCCCAUGCUCGACAAGGGGGGGAGGGAGUCGAAAA
This is a messenger RNA of Nezara viridula (southern green stink bug), 373 nucleotides long. Lineage: Eukaryota; Metazoa; Arthropoda; Insecta; Hemiptera; Pentatomidae. The record is from the annotation of a GenBank genome assembly.